Molecule: messenger RNA, 1569 nt
Organism: Talaromyces proteolyticus
Lineage: Eukaryota; Fungi; Ascomycota; Eurotiomycetes; Eurotiales; Trichocomaceae
Product: high-affinity glucose transporter
Exons: 5
Coding region: 1-1569 (522 amino acids)
Biological process (GO): transmembrane transport; carbohydrate transport
Cellular component (GO): membrane
Molecular function (GO): carbohydrate:proton symporter activity
Source: RefSeq, a predicted model, not a curated record
AUGAGGCUUAUGCUUCAAAAACCGGAAGGGGUUGCAGGUGCUUCCUGGCCUGCAAUUGUGAUUGGUUUAUUCGUUGCAUUUGGGGGAGUCUUGUUUGGAUAUGAUACAGGAACGAUAAGUGGCAUCUUAGCCAUGCCAUAUUGGCAAGAUCUCUUCUCAACUGGCUAUCGAGAUAGUACCGGCCACCUGAAUGUUACAGCCUCUCAAACAUCAGCCAUAGUAUCUAUUCUCUCGGCAGGAACAUUCUUUGGCGCACUCGGCGCCGCUCCCAUUGCCGAUCGUUUGGGUCGCCGUUGGAGUCUGAUUGCUUCCUGCUGCGUCUUCAUUCUCGGUGUUAUCUUGCAAACUGCCGCUACUGCCAUUCCAUUGUUUCUUGCUGGAAGAUUCUUUGCUGGCUUGGGCGUUGGUUUGGUGUCAGCCUUAAUUCCGCUAUAUCAAUCUGAGACAGCACCAAAAUGGAUUCGUGGAUCAAUAGUCGGUGCAUACCAGUUCUCAAUCACGGUUGGCCUUCUCCUGGCAUCAAUUGUGAAUAACUCUACCAAAGACAGAAAUGACACGGGCUGUUAUCGCAUCCCAGUCGCAGUGCAAUUUGCGUGGGCAAUAAUAUUGAUUACUGGAAUGCUUAUUCUUCCAGAUACGCCACGUUUUAUGAUAAGAAAUGAUGACUAUGAGGGGGCCGCAAAAGCCCUUGGGAGACUUCGUCGUCUACCAGUAGAUCAUAUAGCCAUUCGGGAAGAGCUUACCGAAAUCGAAGCCAACCACAAAUUUGAGAUGACCCUCGGAAAAGCUACUUAUUUGGACUGUUUCAAAGGAAAUCUUCUGAAACGUCUUCUAACGGGCUGCGGCUUACAGGCCUUGCAACAGCUGACUGGCAUCAACUUUAUUUUUUACUAUGGAACGCAGUUUUUCAAAAACUCAGGCUUUCACAACUCCUUCAUAAUUUCCUUGAUCACAAAUUGUGUCAACGUCGGGUCAACAAUACCUGGUCUAUGGGCCAUUGAGAAACUGGGCCGACGCCCAGUUCUCUUCUGGGGUGCUGUAGGCAUGUGUGUCUCGCAAUUUCUUGUUGCAAUUCUUGGUACCACGACAACAACGCAGAACGCCACUGGGGUGAUUAUCGUCGAGAAUGAACCUGCUCAAAAGGCGGCUAUUGCUUUCAUUUGCAUAUUUAUCUUCUUUUUCGCCGCGAGCUGGGGACCGUGUGCUUGGGUGGUUACGGGUGAAAUAUUCCCUCUCAAAGUCAGGGCUAAGUCGUUAUCUAUGACUACAGCCACUAACUGGCUCUUAAAUUGGGCCAUCGCUUAUUCGACCCCCUACCUAGUUGACUAUGGUCCAGGUAAUGCCAAUCUACAGUCAAAAAUAUUCUUUAUAUGGGGCUCUUGCUGCUUUCUCUGCAUCGCUUUCGUGUACUUCUUGAUAUAUGAAACAAAGGGACUUACUCUGGAGCAAAUCGACGAAUUGUACGCAGAGGUCAGUAGUGCAAGGAUUACUCCUGGUUGGACUCCGUCAGUUACCUUCAAGGAUAUACAGGAGGGCAAAGCAGAAGUUGUCCACCGAGAAAAGACUUGA